AGAACGAGACAAGCUAUUCACACAAAACAAAGCAACCAACAAAGACCAACCCAAAGCAUAUGUUUUGUUUUCACGUCCCACCACCUUCGCCACCCACACGAGCGGAUCUCUAUUCAAAUGCAUCAACUGCACACUCUCUCCUUUCACAUUUUCUAUAAAGCCCAGAUUUUGAUCAACUCUUUCCUCUCACUCUCCCUCUUGCCUUUAGACUUGUUGCUCAUCAUAUCUUCCUUCUCUCCCAAAACAAAAUCCAUUUUUCUCUAAGCUCUUUCUGUGGUUCACUAUAGCUAACCAGUCUUACAGAAAAACCAAAACCCCCUUGUUAACUGUUGCCAUUGCACUUAUAGUGUCGGCAAGUACCCAGUUUAGUUAGCUUGUUCAUGUUGUUUCUUGGGGGUUUGGUUUUUCUGGUGUGGGUGCGUGUGUCAAUUAAUGGGUCCUCAACAGCAUCACCAGAUGAGGAGUGACUCUAGUUAUCGUCAAGAUUUGAACUUUUUCCCAUCACAACUGUGUCUCUCAAAAACCACCUUUGGAGUCGUGGCUAAUUCGGAAAUGGGUUAUGGUGUUCAUGACAGAAAGAGCACCAUGUAUCUGAAUCUUGUUGGAGAUGAAUCUGAUCAUGAUGACGUUAUACAGACCACCGCUGCUGGCAAAACUAAGCUUUGUGUUAGAGGCCAUUGGAGGCCAGCUGAAGACUCCAAACUCAAAGAACUUGUGGCCCAGUUUGGUCCUCAAAACUGGAACUUGAUUGCUGAGCAUCUUGAUGGCAGAUCAGGGAAAAGUUGCAGACUGAGGUGGUUUAACCAGCUAGAUCCAAGGAUCAACAGAAGGGCUUUCAAUGAGGAAGAAGAAGAGAGGCUUUUAUCUGCUCAUAGACUUUAUGGCAACAAAUGGGCCAUGAUUGCGAGGCUCUUCCCUGGAAGGACUGAUAAUGCUGUCAAGAACCAUUGGCAUGUCAUCAUGGCUAGAAAGCACAGAGAGCAAUCCAACGUUUACAAGAGAAGAAAGCCCUCCUCUAGUUCUCAGCCUAUUAUUAUUCCUCAUCAUGAUCAUGAUGAAGAAGAUGGGACUAAGAAUAAUGCCUUUAGUGAUCGUUCAACGAUAUCAAUCAACACCAGUAAUGAUGAAUCUGGCUCAGCAGCCUCUGCCUCAACAUGUACUAAUAUUUCCCUCACUCCCUCAAACAGACCACUUGUUCCCAGCUUUUUCAAGAACAUCAAUCCAUUUCAGCAACACAAAAUCUUUGGAUCACAAAUGAUUGCAGAGUCUUGCAGGAUCAAGGGCAAUGAGAACGGUCAGUCAACAGUUUCAAACUCAGAAACUUCUGGAGAUGAAUCAGUACUUACCACCUACAGGACCAACAAUAAUAAUGUUUCUUCCAUGUCUGGAGAAGAUCAAAAUGAGAAGACGAGCGUGAUGCCAUUCAUUGAUUUCCUUGGAGUAGGCUCUACUUAAAACAGAGAGAUUUGGCAUAUUGUGCAAGAAAGAGCGUAAACCAAAUAGGGCACCACCAUGGUUUUUUGUGUGAUGCAGAAAAACUGGUGCAGUUCAGUCAGCAAAGAGGGUUGGGCAUCUCUACAGUCUUGGAUGUACAGUUAGUUUCAUUGAAAGGUAAAAGGAGAAGAAAUCUAGUAGUAAAAUAGCUAGCUACGCAAUCUAGAACUAUGAGUGAAAAUUAAGUAGUUAUUGGGUAGAAAAUAAUUCUGAAAACGGCUUUUGGAAUUUUGCAAAGCAACAGUCAGUGUCUCAGUGAUGAGUCUUGUGUAAAUGGGGCAAAGCCUAAGACAGAGUUGCUUCUCGUAAACUACUACUGUGUACUGUAUCAAGGAUGAACUUGAAUCAAAUGAAUGCAGUGAACCUGCCCGUAUUCUUGACCUGUCAAAUUGUCAAUGUUAUUGGCGUGUCACACU
Messenger RNA from Rosa chinensis, 1910 nucleotides. RefSeq names its product transcription factor CSA. Gene Ontology annotation, molecular function: RNA polymerase II cis-regulatory region sequence-specific DNA binding; DNA-binding transcription factor activity, RNA polymerase II-specific. Gene Ontology annotation, cellular component: nucleus. The transcript has 3 exons. Bases 433 to 1455 code for a protein of 340 amino acids. Gene Ontology annotation, biological process: regulation of DNA-templated transcription. NCBI's taxonomy places the organism in Eukaryota, Viridiplantae, Streptophyta, Magnoliopsida, Rosales, Rosaceae. The record is from RefSeq and is a predicted model, not a curated record.